Molecule: messenger RNA, 1381 nt
Organism: Saccostrea cuccullata (small rock oyster)
Lineage: Eukaryota; Metazoa; Mollusca; Bivalvia; Ostreida; Ostreidae
Product: putative phosphatidylglycerol/phosphatidylinositol transfer protein 2
Exons: 4
Coding region: 407-1087 (226 amino acids)
Source: RefSeq, a predicted model, not a curated record
GCCCAUUUAACGGCCAUCACUGUGUUCUGUCAAAAUGUAGUUGUGGUUUUAAUACUAGUACAUGACAGUCAGAUAACUACUAUCUGGGAUAACGUUAUCGAUAGAUGAUGAUCAAACAAUAUUGAUAGAGGAUUGAUUACAGGAUUGUCCCUUGGUUUGCUUCGACAGAAACUGGUACGGUGUCAAAUGUCCACUGUUAACCGGAUGGACAUUUAAGCAUGUGACUUUUAUAAUUUCUGUAUUUUGAUCAGGAGGGGCACUUGUCAAAUCUGUUUUAAUUACAGUGAACUCACCGAUUUAGUUGGCUUAGUUCUAGGAGCGAGAAGCUUGAUAAAAAAAUCUUUGAAAGGAAUUUUUUUACAGAUAGUUUCUAGAAUAUUUUUUGGAUGGAAUUAUGACAUAACUGAUGAAUUUGAAAGGUAUUUGUAAACGUCCAACCGUAAAAAUGAUGAACGUGAGGAAAGUACCUUUAAUCAUAGCACUAACUAUAAUGACACUUUUUUGUUCUAUGUUUACCCUUUACAUGACAAUGUUUAAUCAUGGGCCACCUUCUGAGAUUAUGGAAGCUAACAGACGUGUAGUGUUGAAACCUCAAAAUGCCAUAGAACUGGAUUCUGAAGAACUGGACGAAGAAGAGUCCGAAAGUGUUCGUUCUGCCAAACACUGGCAAAAAUUUGUGGACGAUAAUAAAUUUGUGGGCAUUGGAGACGUAUAUAACUCAUGUGAUAACAAAGAUAGAAUUACUAUUGGAAAAGCAAUAAUGCUUCCCGACCCAGAAACUGGAGGCAUUAAAGUUAGAACUUUCAUCAACAUCACCUUAGAGAAACCACUGACAGAAGGGGAGUUUCUCGUAGAUGUCAAAUAUAAUGGUAAAGAUCUGUAUGACAACCAUUGGGAGUUCUGUACGAUAGAUGAAAACCAAGAGGUUCGUCAAGUAUUCUGCCCUUACAAACCGGGGUUUUACUCAUGGGCAACCGACAAAAAGAUUCCAAAGUUCAUUCCAAAGGGUAAAUACGAGACCCGAGCUUGGUUAAACGGUGACGAUGGGCAGCUGUUGACUUGUGGGCUGACGACAUUUGUCUUAUAGUAGAGGAUGACGAUAUUUGUCUUAUAGAGGAGGAUGACCCUCAGCCUUAACAAUGCAGAGAAAAAUAUUAUUAUUAUUAUUAUUGUUGUUCAGUGUGGAUCUUACAUAUUAAUAAUGUGUAUACCUUUUGAAGUUUAUAUUGUUCAACAUUGUCUUCUAAUUAACCCAAUUAAUUAUACUUGUAUUUAAAUAUGUAUCAGGGAUGUUGCAUUUAUAUGAUGUGUGUUGAACACUUUGAUUGUGUCUCGCUUUAGAGACUACUUGCUAUAUUAGCAACAUUCCACUCUUAAUUAU